AUGGUCACAACAGUCACAGAGUUUUGUUACUUCGUCGAAUGCAAUGAUAUGACUGACGAUGUCCCGAAGCGAUCCUUCACCAUCCUCAACAAUAGCUCACGUCAUUUCAACCUUAGAGCACAAAACACCAAUAAUGUUUUUCUUGAACGCAACAUACUCAGAAUCCACAUGUCGCUCUCUCACAGACGCGCCGUCGCCUCUCUCUCUCUCUCUCUCUCUCUCUCUCUCUCUCUCUCUCUCUCUCUCUCUCUCUCUGUCUUUUUAACAAAUACUUUCAUGUUCUUCCUGACUCUCUCCUUUUCUCAGAUCCCCUCUCUAUCUCAUUCCUGUAGUUCCCGCUUGCUCUUUCUACAAUUCCCGAGUUUUCUUCCGCCUACUCAGCUUUUCUUUCUCUAUCUCCUUCCUGUAGCAACUACUUACUCUCUCUACAAUCUCUUAUUUAACUUCCCACUCUAUCUCAUUCCUGUAGUUUAUCCACACUCUCCUUUUCUCCACUUUCUCUUUUCUUACUUCCCCUUUACAAUCUUCCGCUUACUCUCCUCUUCGCUCUCUAUUACAUUGUCUUACAAUCUCCUGUUUUCCCCGCUUACUCUCCUCUUCCAUCUUUAUCUCAAUUCAGUAGUUCAUCCUUACUCUCCUUUUCUCAGCCCCCCCUCUCUAUGUUAUUCCCGUAAUCUCCCUUUACUCUCUAUACAAUCUCUUAAUUUUCCGCUUACUCUUCUCUUCCAACUUUAUCUCAUUCCAAUAGUCCUUCCUUGCUCUCCUUUUCUCAACUCCCCUCUCUAUCCCCUUCUCGUAGUUCUCUCUUACUCUCUUUGCAAUCUAAUAUCUUCUUCCGCUUACUCUCCUCUUCCCUCCCUAUCUCAUUCCCUUCCCCCUUACUCUCUUUACAAUCUCAUAUUCUUCUUCCGCUUCCUCUCACCUUCCCUCUCUAUCACAUUCCGUAGUUUUCUCUUACUCUCUCUACAAUCAUCUAUUUUCUUCCGCUUACUCUGUUCUUCAAACUUUAUCUCAUUUCAAAAGUACUUCCUUACUCUCCUUUUCCCAACUCUCGCAGUUCCCCCUUACUCUCUUUACAAUCUCAUUUUCUUCUUCCGCUUCCUCUCACCUUCCCUCUCUAUCACAUUCCGUAGUUUUCUCUUACUCUCUCUACAAUCAUCUAUUUUCUUCCGCUUACUCUGUUCUUCAAACUUUAUCUCAUUUCAAAAGUACUUCCUUACUCUCCUUUUCCCAACUCUCGUAGUUCCCCCUUACUCUCUUUACAAUCUCAUAUUCUUCUUCCGCUUCCUCUCACCUUCCCUCUCUAUCACAUCCCCGUAG
Molecule: messenger RNA, 1320 nt
Organism: Acanthosepion pharaonis
Lineage: Eukaryota; Metazoa; Mollusca; Cephalopoda; Sepiida; Sepiidae
Source: the annotation of a GenBank genome assembly